Aspergillus tubingensis is the source of this 3999-nucleotide messenger RNA. RefSeq names its product WD40 repeat-like protein. Bases 1 to 3999 code for a protein of 1332 amino acids. Lineage: Eukaryota; Fungi; Ascomycota; Eurotiomycetes; Eurotiales; Aspergillaceae. The transcript has 3 exons. The record is from RefSeq and is a predicted model, not a curated record. Gene Ontology annotation, molecular function: protein binding. Gene Ontology annotation, cellular component: transcription repressor complex; nucleus. Gene Ontology annotation, biological process: negative regulation of transcription by RNA polymerase II.
AUGGAUACUCCUAGUGCUCCUAUUCAAGAUAAGACGCACGGCUUGUUCGGAUGCUUGAAGACUUUUCUGAAAGGGCAGAAAAGAGACAAACAUACACGUCUCACUGCCCUGAAACCAAGCACACUAAACGUCACCGCAAAUCCAGAUGCGAAGGGUGGCCCUGCCAAUUCCAAAUAUGACAUAUCCCAAACCAACGACCACGACGCGAAGGGAUUUUGGCAGAUGGCGUACGACGAGUUAACAGAGAGCGACCCGAACAGUAUAGCAGUACUUUCCGGAACAAAGUCUCAGGAUGUUGGUAAUGCACGAACGAGAGAGAUGUUGGAUGAGGUAGUUAAGGCAACAAAGGCGCAGUACCAGGAAAAAGAGGGAAAGGAUGGCAUUCGGGCCACAGCCGAUAAAAUAUUAAACUCAGUGCUGUCCUUCCAAGAUGUGGUCGAUAACAUUGCAAAAUUCGAUCCGACUGGAUACGCUUCCAGUGCUUGGGCGAUAGUAUCCCUAGGAUUAAAAAUGGCCAAGUCUCAUGCAGACCUCCGGGGGGCUCUAUUUGAGUCGUCGGGAUACCUGGCGGAUUUGUUGGCUCGUUGCGCCUUCAUUGAAGAACAGUUUUAUGGUGAUAGACAUUCUAACAUAGUGAAUGUUGAAAAAGAACGAUCGAUUGUCCGGGUGUAUGUGGCAAUCUUGCGAUACUCCGCCGAGGUACGGAGAGCACAACAGUCCAACAAGGUAAAAGGCAUCGUGGAAAGCAUAACAAUUAUCACCAGCCAGCCACUCACAGAGCUCAAGACCGCGAUUAAGGAAGAGGAGUCCCACUUGUAUCAGUGGUUGAUCCUGGACCAGCACCUGCACCGAAAGGAGGAAGCAGAGGAUAUUCUGAAUCACCUCGAUACAUUGCACGAUGCAGUUGAAAUGUUAAAUCUCCCUUUUGCCAAGGGCGCAUUUUUUGGCUCCUUCGAGGACCAGCAUGAGGAUGAAUGCCUUGCCGGAACGCGAACAGGGUUGCUUCAGCAGGUGAAGGACUGGAGUAGGUCCAGUGACAGAUGUAUAUUCUGGUUGAGCGGAAUGGCAGGUACCGGCAAGUCUACUAUUGCGAGGACGGUAGCCCGAUUGUUCAGAGAGAAUGGCAUCCUCGGGGCAAGUUUCUUUUUCAAAAGGGGCGAGGGAGAUCGGGGCUCGGCCGUAAAGUUCUUUCCAACAAUUGUGAAGCAAUUAGCAGUCCACAUUCCUCAAAUGGUCCCCGGAAUCCGAAAAGCUCUUGAAGAUGAUCCCACGGUUCCAGGAAGCUCGCUUCGAGAGCAGUUCAAUAAGCUCAUGUUACAGCCAUUACUAGCUGUCGGUCAUGGUGAAACCAUGGGUUCCACCGUGAUUGUCAUCGACGCUUUAGAUGAAUGCGAACCAGAGAAAGACGUGGAGAUUAUUCUCGACCUUUUACCCGAGGUUGAGAUGGCAACAAAUAUGGCAAUCCGAUUCUUCUUAACCAGCCGACCGGAAAUAACGAUCCGUUUUGGGUUUGAUCAGAUCGAUAAGAGCAAGUACCAGAAUACCGUCCUGCAAAAUUUGAAUGAAAAUGUGAUAAAACAUGACAUCGCUGUAUAUCUCAGAGAAGAAUUCUCGAAAAUACAGCAGAAGCGCCGGCAUACUCUUCCCCCCGGCUGGCCUGGAGAGGAAAGGAUCGAAGCCUUAGCAAUGAUGGCUUGUCCGCUCUUUAUCUUUGCAGCCACGGUGUGUCGUUUCGUGGCGGAUAGGCAUUUUGACCCGGAUAAGCGGCUUCGGGAGUUUUCUACUGGUUCUACAGGAUCAAAGAUGGAUGGCACAUACCGACCGGUUCUGAACCAACUCCUCGUCCAGGAUGCUGCGGACAGGAAUGAGCUGAUUAAAGAGUUUCAGAGGAUCAUUGGUGUAAUCAUUCUUCUUGCUAAUCCGCUCUCAUUGAGCUCUCUUGCGGAGCUGCUGCUUGGAACAUCGCAACACAAUAGUAGCAUUGAUCUGGAACGCCAUAUCAACAUCCAUCUGGAGUCAUUCCAUUCAGUCCUGUCUAUACCUAGCGAUCCAAAACUACCUAUACGGACCCUGCAUUUGUCCUUCCAUGAUUAUCUGGUGGAUGCUCGUACAAAAGACCAAGUGGCCACGUCUCAAUUCUGGGUGGAUAAAAAGGCAAAGCACGAGCUCAUAGCCUGCCAGUGUCUUGCUGUCAUGGGCCGUUACCUCAAAAAAAAUAUCUGUGAUCUGCCAAGCUAUGGGACCAGCCGAACAGAAAUACACCCGGAUUCUAUAGCAAGAUGUCUUCCAGCCGCCCUUCAAUACACCUGUCGUUACUGGGUUUACCAUCUAACUCAAAGCCCGGCACCAGCCAGAAUCCUUGACCAAGUACUCACAUUCCUGAAAGGACACUGCCUUCAUUGGUUUGAAGCUAUGGGCAUUCUGGGGAUACUAUCUGAAGCCAUAAUUGCAGUGAAUUCAUUGCUCCAACUGACUAAAGACAAAUCCAGUAAUGAGAUGCAUAUUUUCCUCUUAGAUGCGCGCAGGUUUAUCCUAAAAUUUGCACAAAUUGUUGAUACGGCACCACUGCAACUAUACAGCUCUGGCCUGAUAUUUGCACCACAUAAAGCGUUGAUCAGAGAGAUCUUUGAGAAAGAACUUCCUGCUUGGUUAUCCAGAGGUCCAAAGGUAGAAGAGUAUUGGGAUCCUGAGAUGCAAACGCUGGAGGGCCAUUCUAGGGCGGUACAAUCGGUCGCCUUCUCAGGCGAUGGCCAGCUGCUGGCAUCUGGCUCAUUCGACAACACCAUCAAGCUGUGGGAUGCCGCCACAGGUACUCUCAAGUAUACACUGGAGAGCCAUUCUGGCUGGGUUUACUCAGUCGCCUUCUCAGGCGACGGCCAGCUGCUGGCAUCCGGCUCAUUCGACAACACCAUCAAGCUGUGGGAUACUGCCACGGGUGCUCUUCAGCAUACACUAGAAAGCCAUUUUAGCUGGGUUUACUCAGUCUCCUUCUCAGGCAACGGCCAGCUGCUGGCAUGCGGCUCAGAGGAUAACACUGUCAAGGUAUGGGAUGCUGCCACGGGCGCUCUCAAGCAUACACUGGAGGGCCAUUCUAGGUCAGUUCGAUCGGUCGCCUUCUCAGGUGAUGGCCAGCUGCUGGUGUCCGGCUCAGAGGAUAACACUGUCAAGCUGUGGGAUGCUGCUACGGGUACUCUCAAGCAUACACUGGAAGGCCAUUUUAGCUGGGUUUACUCAGUUGCCGUCUCAGGCGACGGCCAGCUGCUGGCAUCCGGCUCAUUCGACAACACCAUUAAGCUGUGGGAUACUGCCACGGGCGCUCUUAAGCAUACACUGGAGUGCCAUUUUGGAUCAGUUCGUUCAGUCACCUUCUCAGGUAAUGGCCAGUUACUGGCAUCUGGCUCAGAGGACAACACUAUCAAGCUGUGGGAUACUGCUACAGGCGCUCUUAAGCAUACACUGGAGGGCCAUUCCGGCUGGGUUUACUCAGUCGCCUUCUCAGGCGACGGCCAGCUACUGGCAUCUGGCUCAGAGGAUAACACCGUCAAGGUGUGGGAUGCCGCCACGGGCACUCUUAAGCAUAUACUGGAAGGCCAUUUAGGAUCAGUCCAAUCGGUCGCCUUCUCAGGCGACGGCCAGUUGCUGGCAUCCGGCUCGUUCGACAACACCAUCAAGCUGUGGGAUGCCGCCAAGGGCACUCUCAAGCAUAGCAUAAGCACUGACCAUAUUGUCACCAAAAUUGACUUUUCGGAGCACCUGCCGCUACUGAUUACUAACAUAGGAUCCUUUGAUAUCCGAAAAUGGUAUAAAAGCUUCUUAGUAUACUCCGAGAAAGUGUCAGAGGUAUCUCUGAUGGCAGGCCGGUGGGUUACUAUUCAGGGUCAAAGAGAGCUAUGGCUACCUCCAAAUUAUCACCCUCACUCGUCAACGGUCAAAAACAGUACUAUUGCACUUGGUAGCACGAGCGGCAGAGUUGCCAUGAUUGCGUUCUCAGUCAUGUGA